AGCUUUUGUCCUUCAGGGAUCCUGCUCACAGUGGAUGGCCCUUUUUGCAGGACACACUGCAGCUUGCGGCACUGCAGCCUGGACGAAUGUCAAUCGCUGCGCGUUGCCCUGACUGCCCUGACUGCCCUGACUGCCCUGGGCGUGUGCCGGCCGGUCGUUAUUGCAAUCUCUUCCCACGAUUGCCCAUCCCAGCCCGUCUUUCUCCUUCCCCUCUCACCCGACACACUCCAAUGCCACUUUGGGUCACCGCAACACGACUGCCUCAGAGCCCACCACUUUGGACCUUACGAUGUGAUCCAAAAGCCACGAAUACACACCAUACUCAACCUGAAGCUCUCCUCUGCUCGACACCAUAACCACCGUCUGAUCUGAAUCUACGCGACAACAAACGCUCCUCCAACCAAUUCCACUCUUCCGCUUCGCUUCUCGUCCGAAAUCUACCUACACUAGGAACUGUUCGCCAUGGCACCACCAAGGAAGAACCAAAACCACGACGACAAGUCAGACACUCCCCACGAGGGAGGAGGAGGGGGAAAGAAGAAUGGCCAUACCGGAGGCACCAAGAUGCGGCGAGGCGGAAGUUCGACGGGCUCGAGCCUGCGUGAAGUGACCAACGCCGCCGCCGUUCUUGCGGCCGGUCCUACUUCGCAUCCUGCGACGACGGCGACGACAACACAGUCGGAGGCAAGCAACCCAGGUCUCCAAUGGCCCGCCUUCGAAAGAGACGUCCUCCAUGCCUACCGACGAGCCUACCGUCUCCAGACACCGACCGCAUACGCGAAUCCUGUCCACCAAUGGGUCCUCACCCAACCCGGCAGCGUUGGUCUAUACUCGCCCACGAUUGCGCGACGCAAGGAAUAUCGGAGGCAAGGCAAGGACCAGUUGACCAGCACGGUGCGCAAGCACUUCAACGGUCUUGGCGUCCAGGAGAACGACAUCAUUGUCGAUUUUUUGCACAAGAUUCGCACCUCCCAUGGGGUACCCAAGAAGAAGGUUAUCAAGCCGAGGGAAUACAUCACCUUGCCUCCGGAGGAAUGA
Molecule: messenger RNA, 1038 nt
Organism: Neurospora tetraspora
Lineage: Eukaryota; Fungi; Ascomycota; Sordariomycetes; Sordariales; Sordariaceae
Exons: 2
Coding region: 463-1038 (191 amino acids)
Biological process (GO): regulation of DNA-templated transcription
Cellular component (GO): histone deacetylase complex
Molecular function (GO): protein binding; transcription coregulator activity
Source: RefSeq, a predicted model, not a curated record